Messenger RNA from Candoia aspera, 2130 nucleotides. RefSeq names its product RNA polymerase II associated protein 2 (gene RPAP2). Bases 13 to 1836 code for a protein of 607 amino acids. The transcript has 13 exons. Gene Ontology annotation, molecular function: RNA polymerase core enzyme binding; RNA polymerase II CTD heptapeptide repeat phosphatase activity. The record is from RefSeq and is a predicted model, not a curated record. Gene Ontology annotation, cellular component: cytoplasm; nucleus. NCBI's taxonomy places the organism in Eukaryota, Metazoa, Chordata, Lepidosauria, Squamata, Candoiidae.
AAAAGGCUACGGAUGAUGGCGGAGGAAUCGAUGCGAAGUGCCUCGAAUCGACGCAGACGCUUAGGAAACAAACAAUCUUUAAAAAAUGAAGAUGCUGCUGAAAGGAAAGCAGCACUUGAAGCUGCUGUUAGGAAGAAAAUUGAGUGUGAGCGGAAUGCAUUGCAGGUUGUUGAGCGCCUCUUGGAAGAUGACGUUACCGAAGAAUUCUUUGUGGAUUGUGGGAGGCUUAUAACACCUUCUCACUAUCAGGAUGUUGUGGAAGAAAGAUUUAUCAUCAAGCUGUGUGGCUACCCUAUAUGUCGAAAUAAGCUACAGAAUGUACCAAAACAAAAGUACAAAAUUUCCACAAAAACUAACAAAGUUUAUGAUAUUACUGAAAGAAAGUGUUUUUGCAGCAAUUUUUGUUAUAGAGCAUCAAAAUACUUCGAGGGCCAAAUCUCCAAAAGUCCAGUGUGGCUUCGAGAAGAAGAAAGGCCACCAACAACUGAGCUGCUAAAGGAAGGGUCAAGUGGCUACUCUGGGAAGGAAAUAAAAUUAGUCAGUGAAGGAAUUAAAGCCUUAGACAUUGAAAAUCCUAUUCCAGCAGCAAACCACAAUGACUCUGGCUCAGGCAGUGAGAGCAGCAGUGAUGCUGAACAAGAGUUUGUUUCUUCUGUUCUGCAAGAGACUCUUUCAAAUACAGAAAAGUCGGCUGGGAAACCCCUCAAGAGCAUCCUCAAAAAAAGCCCCGCCGAGAGAGCUGAACUUAAGCUAUUCACUCCAGAGGAUACAGUUGAUGAGACUUCAGCCCAAGUAAAUAGAGACAGAUUAGAUGUUCUACAAGAAGAACGUGUUUUUCCUGAUAACAUUCAGUUGGAAAGACCUUGCCAUUCUCAAAAUGUUCUUGAAAAUGUACAGGACUCUGAAGACUUCGGAAAUAACUCUAGCUGUUCCCAAGUAGUGUUCUUGGGGGUGAGUCAGAAAGGGGCAGAUCAGUUUAAAAGAUUACUUGCUAAACCAAAACAGUCCAUCAGAAGUCCAGUAGACUCCACUGCUGCCAAAGACAGCUUGCUAGAGAGCCUCAGGCAGACGUUUACUGAAUGGAGAAGUGAAGAGACACUCAAGCUUCUCCAUGGCUCUGACAGCACCACCAGUCACGUGCUGCAGCACACCCUGCCAAAUGACUGUGAGAAGGAAGAGCUUGAUGAAGAUGAUUUGGAAAGUGCGAAUGAUAGUGAAGCUGUAUCCCAAAGACACCCUUUGAACAGUCUAAAUCAGUCUUUGCCUUUCCAGGGCUCUAGGACAGCAGUCAAACAUUUACCUAGCUAUGAAAAAUUAAAAAAAGAGACACUGCAGUUGGAGUUAAAGGUGAAGGAAUUUUACCAAGGCAAGUUCACUGUCAUUGAAGAGAAGGAUUUGGCAAUGCAGUCAGGAAGGGAACAGCAGUAUGGGAAGUCUCAAGACAAUGAGCAGUGGGCUCCCAUUUUGCCACUUGUAGAUUCUAAAGCUCAGCAGCAGAUACGGACACGGAUUGUGCUUGAAAAGCUGCAAAAAGCUUUGCCAGCUGUUUUGGGUCCUCUUAAGAUUCCUCUUGGUGAUGUUUAUACUGAACUGGGAAAUCUUGUAAAAACAUUUAGGUUGACAAAUACAAAUAUAAUUCACAGAGCUCCAGUAUGGACCUUAAUUGCCAUUGUGCUGAUGUCUGUAUUAUCAGAAACUAUUCCUGUUUUUGCACAUUCUCAGCGGAAUAAAGGAUAUACACAGUUCCUUGCUACCUUGCUUGAAGAAUUAUGUAUCAAAACUGAAGACCUGGAAAGUUUAACAAAAAUAUUUAGAAGUGGUUGUCUUCCUCACUGAAUAAGAAGAUCAUCUUACUUUUCUCCCUUGACCAGAGAUGGGAUUAAUGUUCCACAACUGAAUUUAUCAAACAAGUAGAAGCUCUUUUAUGAUUAAAAAAUACUGACCUUUAAAAAAGCAAUAAGAACUUUAGUUACGUUUUUGUUUUGUUUUUAUAAAUUUAAUUUUUCAACAAUUGAACUCCUUUUUCAAGUUGAAGAACAUCUAUGCCAUUUUUAUUGUUGCACCAAUAGAACGUCAAAGAAUUUGUGUAUGCAUAUACUUUUAAUUUCUCAAGAAAAUAUUGUAUCAUUU